AUGGGCUGCCCGCCUGAUUUGGAUGUGUUUGUGGAAAAUAAGGUUGUCAUCGAUGAAGAAAUAUUCCAGAUGUGGAUUGAUGGUCGUGAAGUUGGGGAUGCAGCUAAGCAAUUGGAAGAUCCAGAGCUGAUGCAGGAAUUUGGAGCAUCCUAUGAUAUGCUUAUUGCAGAUGUCAAUCAUCAUUAUCAUCUUUUUGCAGUACUGGAGCAAAGUCUCCACUUUCCUAAGCAGCUCAUAGAGCAAUGGACAUUACAGCUGCAUCCAGAUACCCAGAGCUGUGUCAUUGAAAGGUAUUAUAGCAUUCAUGACCUUGUGAUGAGAGAAAUUUUGGGAAAGAAGUUAUCUUCUCGCAAUCGGAAGGAUCUAGAUGAAGUUUGUGAGAAGACUGGAGUAUCAAUUACAUCCUGUAGGAAAUAUGCUGCUAUGGUUUUCAUGUGCAAUAACAGAUUUGAAACCAACAAACGUAAGCUGGCCUGCUUGUCUUUUGAUGAUUUUGUCACAUGUGCUUGGGCCAUGAUGGCUUCAUGGGUGAGCAUUGGAUCUGAAAGUCGGUCAGACUUCACCGAUCUUGAAUUGGAUAGGGAAUUCCUUCAAGAACUUCGGGACUUGAAAAUCCUCCAAGAGAAGGAGAAGGAGCAUCGCAGUGCCACUCAGGAGUUACUGAAGAAAGCUGGUCAUGAUGCCAUUGUUCCAGAUGCAGAGAGCUCAUUCAAAACUCUAAAUAGGGGGGUCAUUUCAAUUGCCAUGGGUCUCCUGCAUGGCCGAGAGCUCAGGGACUUUUUUGUGGAUGUGGUGGAGAAGAUUGUUGAACCUUUGAAGGCUGCAAAAUGGAGCAGUGAAAACCUUGGACCAUUCUUAAUGGCAUACUCUGAAGGUGCUCUCCAGGUGGAAAUACUCAAGAACUCUUCAGGCAAAACUUUUCGAGAUAUGAAUUAG
Darwinula stevensoni is the source of this 936-nucleotide messenger RNA. Lineage: Eukaryota; Metazoa; Arthropoda; Ostracoda; Podocopida; Darwinulidae. The record is from the annotation of a GenBank genome assembly.